Messenger RNA from Gracilinanus agilis (Agile Gracile Mouse Opossum), 1958 nucleotides. RefSeq names its product forkhead box S1 (gene FOXS1). The coding region runs from base 33 to 1268 and encodes 411 amino acids. The transcript has a single exon. NCBI's taxonomy places the organism in Eukaryota, Metazoa, Chordata, Mammalia, Didelphimorphia, Didelphidae. The record is from RefSeq and is a predicted model, not a curated record. Gene Ontology annotation, molecular function: DNA-binding transcription factor activity, RNA polymerase II-specific; RNA polymerase II cis-regulatory region sequence-specific DNA binding. Gene Ontology annotation, biological process: regulation of transcription by RNA polymerase II; cell differentiation; anatomical structure morphogenesis.
UUGGCGGCGAAGGCCUCUGGGAAAGAAAAGAAAUGCAGCCUGACUGUCCCACGCCACGGGGGCCCGGGAGCGGCCAGAGCCAGGACCCAGGUCCCAGCCGGCCAGGGGAGCUGGCCAAGCCCCCGUACAGCUACAUCGCCCUCAUCACCAUGGCCAUCCAGAGCUCCCCAGGCCAGAGGGCCACUCUCAGUGCCAUCUACCACUACAUCAUGGGCCGCUUUGCCUUCUACCGAGACAACCGGCCUGGCUGGCAGAACAGCAUCCGACACAACCUGUCCCUCAAUGAGUGCUUCGUCAAGGUGCCCCGAGAUGACCGCAGACCCGGCAAGGGCAGCUACUGGACCCUGGACCCUGACAGCUACAACAUGUUCGAGAAUGGCAGCUUCCUGAGAAGGAGACGCCGCUUCACCCGCAAGAGGGGGUCUGAGCCCGAGCCAGAGACCCAAAGGAAGGCCAAGAGCAGGGCCCGGGCUGGGCCAGGUCGCGGGGGCUAUCGGGCUGCCGGGAUGCCAGACCCUCACAGUGAUGCCCAGGAGCAGAGGGGUGCUUCUAGCCAGGCCAGGACUACCACUGGACCAUGUCUAGCCCCAUCCCUGGAGCUGCCUGAACCCCAGGGUCUAUGCCACCCCAAUCCAGAGACACCACCCAACGAGAGCCUCUUUGGGGGCCUUGCGGAUGCCCUCCCUACCACCCCAGCUGGUCUAUACAUUUCCACAUCUGAGCCACUGGCCCUGCCAGCCUCACAGAUGCUGAUGGACCUGAAGGAGCCUCCAGAGCCAGCCAGGUCUCCUGGCCAGAGGGUGGACCCUCGAGAGCUGCCGCCAUCCUCCUCCUCAUCUUCCUCCUCUUCUGCUUCUCCAUGCCCAGCAUUCAGCCUGCCCCCAGGUUUCCCUGCCCCUCAGGGCCCUCAGCCCUCCCCAGCCAGAUUUCCAGAGAGCGAAGCCUAUGGCAAGGCAGGGCUACCCAUCUUUGGCAACUUUGGUGGGACUGAAGCUCUGGGUGGCAGCUACCAGUGCCGGGUCCAAGCUCUGAGCUUCUGCAUGGACGAGCGGGGCUGCGGUCCAGCCCUGGAUCAUUUGCUCACACCUGCUCCAGCUUCCCCAGCCACCCCAACUCAGUCAGCUCCUUUCCAAUCCCCACUACCCCUUCGGGGGAACCAGAAGGAGCCCUGGACUGGCGGACCUUUCCCACUCCAAGGAGGAGGAAGCUACCAGCUAGGGCUACCCCACUGCCUCUACCGGACCCCAGGCAUGUUCUUUUUUGAAUGAAGUCUCCUUUCUGGCCCUCUGCUUCUUCCCUUGUACAGCCAGACAGGUUCCCCAGCUGCUUCAUGCAAGGACAUGCUUAAAGAAUGGACUCUUACCUGAGGGAUGGAGCCAUGUGAUACUCUCCAGGAGAAGAUGCCCUGCUCAGUCUGUCACCAGCACACUGGGUCUCUGAGAGAGAGAGAGUGCCAGGGAUGGCAAAGGAUAGGGCUCUCCCCUGGGUAAAGAUGGGGGCCAGAAAAUUCCAGGCCAGGGAGAGGAAUGAUUCUCAGAACUGGAUGAAAAACUAAGGAUUAAAUCACAGAACUAUUAGAUCUGGAAGCGACUUAAGAAGUCACCUAAUCCAACACCUUCAUCUUACAAAGGAGGCAACAAAGGAAGGCAAUGACUUGCCUAAGGUCACACAGCUAGUAGUACAUAGAGCCCAGACCCAGGUUUUCUAAAUCUUCUUAAUCCAAAGCUCUUCUCACUACUGAACAGGACUGAAGAGGCAACAGAAACAGGAGAUCUUUGUCUUCCUUGAAUGACACAGGGUUCUGCUUCCCGAGGAUCCCAGAUUUGGGGCUAGUGAUCUCGUGCCCUGGCCCCUCCAUGGACAAACUUGGGGAGUGUGGGGAAGGAGGUGUGAGCCUGGACCUCUGUCAGAUGUUACUCAACACUCUACUUAAUAAAGCAAGUGAGUCUUGAAAGACA